This is a messenger RNA of Prunus armeniaca (apricot), 717 nucleotides long. The record is from the annotation of a GenBank genome assembly. Lineage: Eukaryota; Viridiplantae; Streptophyta; Magnoliopsida; Rosales; Rosaceae.
AUGAAUGUACCACCACGGAGGCGACCAAAGAAUGUGUAUAAAGGGAUGGGGAACCAAGGUUCUGGUGCUAUGAACCAAGGCUCUCGUUUUGAUGCUUUGAGGAAGACUAAGACUAGGCAAACUAAUGGUGGGAGCAGGGUUGUGCUUGGUGAUAUUUCUAAUAAGUAUGGUAAGUCAAAGGCUUCAGGAUUAUUUGGUUGUAAAACAAAUGUGGGUUUGUCUGGGCUUUCUAAUAGUAGUGUGAGUGAUAAAGGUAAGAAGGUUGUGAAUGAGAGAAGGGCUCCUGUUGUCGAAUAUGUGAAUACUCAUUUGGAUUCUUGGGGAAAGGAUCAGAGUUUGUAUCAAGAGAAGGGUGUCUUUAUAUUUGGACAUCAACCUCCAAAUAUAGCUAAUAAUGAUGAUAGUCAUGGAAUUGAUUGUGAUUAUGAGGGUGAUGGAGAUUCUGUUGCUUUGUCUUUUCAUGAUGGUCAGUUUUUUGAUGAAAGGAUGGAAAUCUCUGCAGGUAAGGUGAAUGAUUCCAAUGGGAAUGGGGUAAGCAAGGCCUUCAACAAUGUUGAAGGGAAGCCAGGUGCCACUGGCAUUAAAUUAGGAGUUAAGUCUGAUCCUAUGGUUUCGCACUUAUUUUUCGCGGAUGAUUUGAGUAGCAAACCUGACAGUGCUCCAAAGCUUGAUUAUAUGCAUAUUGCACUUAAUCGUCUCAGUAUGUCAGCGAACUAA